AUAUAGAAAACAGUGGGCUCUCUUUUUCUAUCCAUUUGCGCCAAAGCACAGAAAGAAAUGGACGCUUCUUCUUCUUCUUCUUCUUCUUCUUCAAAGCAGCAGCAGCAGAAAUCCAUGGCCAACGGGUUCGGUUACAACAGUCUACUCCUACUCUCUUCCCCAUUUAUUCACACCCCAUUCCUUCCCCAAUUCUUCACGCAGUCCUCUCACUCUAAACCCAACCUCCAAUUCAAUGUAAACAUUGUUCGUCAUCUCCAUAGCUCUAUCGUAUCCACUGCUGAGAAUUGCCUCACAUUCUUAGACACAUUCGCUUCCCCAAACCCACUUCUCGACAAAAUCUUCCUUUUUUUCUCCUCCCAUUUCCACAAUUUCUCCCAGAUUCGUCGCAGAAACUACAGAAAUUUGAAUUCCAUGGCCAAUCACAAUUUUGCUGCCAUUAUACCAGGCGAUUCUGUGGCUGGGAUUGUGGUGACUAAUGGCAUUCUGAAUUUCUUGAAUAUUUACAAUACACUAUUGGUUGUCAGGCUUGUUUUAACCUGGUUCCCUAACUCUCCUCCAGCCAUUGUUAGCCCACUCAGCACCUUAUGUGAUCCAUACUUGAACAUAUUUCGUGGUAUCAUCCCACCACUUGGAGGGUUGGAUCUUUCUCCCAUACUGGCUUUCCUUGUUCUAAAUGCCUUUACAAGCACUGCUGCUGCACUUCCUGCUGAACUUCCACCAACAGGAAUAUCUCAGGACAUCCGAUUAUCUAAUACGGCAGUUUCUCGUCUAACUACAUCAGAGAACAAAUGGAUGAGAAGGCUCAUCGGAAGCAGGCCAAAGAACUCCACCAGUGACAUUUAGGUCAUUCAGCUUGUUUCUGCACUUGCUCUUUCAAUUUUAUGGUUUCUCAACUGUGCUAGCUUCCUGUAUCAUACAAUCUGUGUAUUAUCUGAAAUUGAGUGUUAGGCAUCUCCCGGCAAUGUUCUUGACUUCCUCGCUCUACAAGUGUAUAAUUUUUUUAUCAUCUAAUGACAAUAGCUUUAUGUAUUUUUUCUACUAAAAUUGUAUUUAUCACUAUGGGUUUUUUUUAUCUUUGA
This is a messenger RNA of Cornus florida, 1079 nucleotides long. Its product is annotated as ylmG homolog protein 2, chloroplastic-like. Gene Ontology annotation, biological process: chloroplast fission. Bases 58 to 843 code for a protein of 261 amino acids. Gene Ontology annotation, cellular component: membrane. Lineage: Eukaryota; Viridiplantae; Streptophyta; Magnoliopsida; Cornales; Cornaceae. The transcript is spliced from 3 exons. The record is from RefSeq and is a predicted model, not a curated record.